AUCAUGGAUACAAAUAGAAGCUUAAUUUUUUUAUUAACCGUCAUUAUAAUAACUGGAAUAAAAGGUGCGAGGAUAUUAGCAUACUUUCCUACACCAUCAAUAAGUCAUCAACUGGUGUUUCGACCCCUAACACAAGCAUUGGCAGCGCGAGGCCAUGAGGUGAUUGUUGUUACGACAGAUCCAGUCUUUCCAAAGGGAAAAACACCAGCCAAUUUAACGGAAAUUGACGUCCAUGACAUCUCCUAUGAAAUUUGGGAAGGACUUUAUCAACAUCAUACAGGAAAUAAACGCGAUCUUUUAGUGCAAGUGAAAGCAUUUUUUGAAAAAUUUACCAACAUCUUUUAUGCUCAAGCACAAACAUUGGAAGUGAAAGAAAUUUUAAAGAAGGACAGGAACCAUUUCGACCUAUUGCUACUUGAAGCGUGUAAUCGAGCCGUGAUGGGGUUUUCACAUAUAUUUGAUGGACCGGUUAUUACUAUUAGUUCGUUUGGGGCUGUUCCUGCACAAUACCAUACUAUGGGUGCCCCAGUACAUCCAUUAUUGUACCCAACACCUGGAAGGCAGCGAUUGUAUCACCUGUCUCUACUGGAAAAGAGCAUUGAACUGUUGGGGCACUUCUUAUUCGAGUUUUUAAUUACCGAAUCUGAUGAUUACGAUCAUAGAAUAAUGAAAAAAGUUUUUGGUGAGAAUACUCCAACCUUUCCAGAGUUGACGAAAAAAAUUCAAAUGUUGUUUUUAAAUGAACAUCCAUUAUGGGCCGACAAUCAUCCCGUACCUCCAAGCGUUCUUUUUAUCGGAGGUAUUCAUGAAACCAAAGUUAAGGAAUUGCCUACAGAUCUUAAAAAUUAUUUGGAUUCUUCAAAGCAUGGAGUAAUAUAUGUUAGUUUUGGUACUAACGUUCUACCAUCAUUACUUCCUCCAGAAAAGAUCAAGAUUAUGGCGAAAGUUUUUUCUGAAUUACCAUAUGACGUUUUGUGGAAAUAUGACAAAGAUAUUUUACCUGGACGCUCAAAAAAUAUCAAUAUAUCUAAGUGGUAUCCUCAACCGGAUCUUAUAAGACAUCCAAAAAUUAAACUAUUCAUAACCCAAGGAGGUUUACAGUCAACAGAUGAAGCUAUAGAUGCUGAAGUGCCUAUGAUAGGCAUUCCCAUGUUACUAGAUCAAUGGUAUAAUGUUGAGAAGUACGUUCACCAUAAUAUUGGACUACAAUUGGAUAUAACGAGUUUGACAGAACAAAACUUUAAGCAAUCCAUAGAAAAAAUUAUGAAUGAUAACAGCUUCAAGAAAAAUAUAACGCGACUGAAGACACUUAUGAGAGAAUACCCCAUUAAGCCCCUUGAUAAUGCUGUUUGGUGGACAGAACAUAUAAUCAAGUACGGUGGAAACCACUUAAAAUCACCAGCUGCUGAUAUGCCGUGGACAGAAUACUAUGAAAUAAAGCUAGUGCUUAUUAUAUUCGUAAUUUUAGUUACAAUCUUAGCUCUAUUGUGGUGGAUCAUGAAAUCAAUUUUAAAAUUCGUGUUUAAUAUUUACAGGACAAAUAUCAAGUUAAAAAUAUACUAGAACAGUGAUUAUUUAAGACUAGCAGUAAUAUAUUAGUCUUAGAAUUAUUGUUGUAAUGUAAAUACUUAGACUUAUUUUUUGUUGUUACUCGUUACUGUUUAUUUUGUGUAUAAGUUAGGUAUUAAGUUUUGUA
Maniola jurtina (meadow brown) is the source of this 1696-nucleotide messenger RNA. Its product is annotated as UDP-glucosyltransferase 2-like. Gene Ontology annotation, molecular function: UDP-glycosyltransferase activity. The record is from RefSeq and is a predicted model, not a curated record. Bases 4 to 1563 code for a protein of 519 amino acids. The transcript has 4 exons. NCBI's taxonomy places the organism in Eukaryota, Metazoa, Arthropoda, Insecta, Lepidoptera, Nymphalidae.